UUUUUGAAAAUCACCAACAGCUUUCAGUUAAUACAAUAAAAAAGAUACCACAGUCUGGCACAGAACUACCCCAAAACAUAUACAGACAGAUUUUAGAUACAUGUGCAGUGCAUGGAAAAAUUUAUUCCAGUUCUAGAAAAAGUACAUUAAAAUGAGGAAAUCAAGUAUUGGAGGAAACAGACUCAGUAGCCAUGGCAGUAGUAGUAGCAGACGGUCAUCUUCAGCUGUGGCACCUCUCAGAGUUCGUAAUGACAACACACAUAAUACACAGCAUCAGAGUAGACUAUCCUCUGGAACCUCUAGGUUGUCAUUCGGUAGAUCUGCUAGCAGUGGUUCAGGGAAGAGUCCCCUUGGCAGAAUAGGAAUGCCUAUGGGAAGGUUGUCGAGAGGUAGUAGUGCUGGUCUCCGUGGACAGAACUGUGUACCAAAGGACCCUAGACCUGUAUCGGACAAAUUAUUCCAGAGAAAUUGUAUAAAGAAAUUAGUAGAGUUUUUAUCUGAGAAGUUGUACCCUCACAGUAUAUCUGACAAAUUACUGCAGUCUCCAACAAGCAAAGAUUUCUUCAGGAUAUUUGAGUUCCUGUAUGGAUUUCUAGUUCCAAAGUUUAAGUUGGAUAAGAAGCCAGAAGAACAGAUACCUAAGAUAUUCAAGCAGAUAGGUUAUCCAUUCAUGAUUUCCAAGAGCCAGAUGUUUGCCUUAGGAUCUCCACACACCUGGCCACACAUUUUGGCUGCAGUCUCGUGGCUUGUGGACCAUAUACAUGCGGGAGAAUCUCUUUCAAGCUGUAUAGAUAAUAUCAUGUUUCCUCCGGAUGACGACUUUGACACAAAGUCUGAGAAGAAGAUAGAGUUUGAUUACAUAGAGUCUACAUAUGUGGCCUACAUGAGAGGACAAGAUACAUUUGAAGAAUAUGAUGAUAAACUGGCUGAUGUUUUAAAACAGAAAUAUUAUGGUAUAUCUGGAGGGAAAGAGACUUUAGAGAAUGAAAAUAGAAGGUUGUUACAAGAAAUUGAGGUUCUGGAACAAGAUAGCGAUAAAUUAAGAAGUUUACAAGAAAAAGAGCAUUCUCUAAAGUCUGAUAUACAGAGAUUUGAGUCCUAUCUCAAUGAAUUAGAGAUUCACAGACAAAAUCAAGAAAUUGUUUACAAAGAGGCAGAGGAUACACAUACGAAUACAGCUGCAGAAUAUGAUGAAUAUUUACACCAGUUACAGAGAAUGAAGUCAAUUUACGAGACUCAAGAGUUUAGUUCUGCAGACAUUGAUAGAAUCAAGGCUAGUGGCAUGGAGUUAAAACGUCAGAUUGAUGAGAUGGAGAAUAGAGGGGCAAGUGUGGACCAGGACAUCUGGAGUGUGGAGAUGAAACUUUCCAAGGAGAGAGAAAAGUUUGAACAGAGCUUACUACAAUAUAAUAAACUAGCCCAGCUGUUAAAGUCAUCAGACGUUGACUUUCAGAUUGGUUUCUUGGAUGCCAGUGCUUUAGAACGGCUUAGAGAUGUAAUCAAGCCUGCUGUUGUCAAGUGUAGUAAACAGUGUCAGGAUACCAUCAUAAAGAAAACAUCAGAAAAAAUCACCAAUCUUGAUUCACUAGAGCAGUUAACAGAAUAUGUAGCAGAGUGUCAAGAUGAAGCGGAUUCUGUGGAGAAAAAAAUCAAACUGAUAGACGAGGAAAUUAACAUUAAAAAACAGAAUUACCAACAAGAAAUACAGAUAAAAAUACAAGAGGAAGAAGUAAUGCAGCGAGAAAUAAUGGAAAUGCAAACCCAAUGGAAAACAUCUGUACCUGAUGCUAAAAAAGAUUUAGUACAAAAAGAACAAUGGGCAGCUCAAAAGAGAAGGGAGAUCAAGAAGGAAGAGAGCCAGUACUUGGACUUUUUGAGAAAAGUAGUAGAAGAAGUUAUUGAUCAUAAAACCAAAAUUCAGGAAAGAUUAGAAACAAUGUUAAAAGAUGUGACAACCUACAGAAAAGAGUGUGAAAAAGAAAAAUGAUAGAACUGAAGAAAUUUGUCUUGAUGAGCAUGUCUCUUAUCUUACAACAAUACUUGAUAUUAAUUUCUGACUAUAGUGAAGUUUGUCACAGUAAAGAGGAACAAAUGUUUAUAUGUGUAUAUACUAAACAACAUGAAUUGUAUUUCCUUUCUUGUCACUAUGAACCAAUCUUUUAAUUUAA
Messenger RNA from Mytilus californianus (California mussel), 2168 nucleotides. RefSeq names its product kinetochore protein NDC80 homolog. The record is from RefSeq and is a predicted model, not a curated record. Bases 152 to 1987 code for a protein of 611 amino acids. Lineage: Eukaryota; Metazoa; Mollusca; Bivalvia; Mytilida; Mytilidae. The transcript is spliced from 17 exons. Gene Ontology annotation, cellular component: Ndc80 complex. Gene Ontology annotation, biological process: attachment of mitotic spindle microtubules to kinetochore.